AUGGGUGGAUUUCUUGGUACUCUUUCAUCUGUACCUGCCACGAAGCUUGGCUUUAUAGCCAUUGAAGCUGCUCUUAAAAGAGCUAAUGUUGAUCCAUCACUUGUGGAAGAAGUAUUCUUUGGGAAUGUCCUUAGUGCAAAUUUGGGGCAAGCUCCCGCCAGACAAGCUGCUCUUGGAGCUGGACUAUCCAAAUCUGUAGUCUGCACUACUGUUAACAAAGUUUGUGCAUCAGGAAUGAAAGCUACAAUGCUUGCUGCACAGAGUAUUCAACUGGGCAUAAAUGAUGUUGUUGUCGCUGGUGGUAUGGAAAACAUGUCUAGUGUACCUAAGUACUUGGCAGAAGCAAGAAAAGGAUCCCGCCUUGGACACGACUCACUAGUUGAUGGGAUGUUGAAGGAUGGUUUGUGGGAUGUCUAUAAGGAUGUUGGUAUGGGAGUGUGCACUGAACUCUGUGCGGAUAACCAUUCAAUAACUAGAGAAUACCAGAUAAUUUUGCAGUUCAGAGUUUUGAACAUGGAAUUGUUGUUCAAGAAAGUGGUUCUUUUGCUUGGGGAAUCUCUUUAUCUGUGA
Lathyrus sativus (Indian pea) is the source of this 570-nucleotide messenger RNA. The record is from the annotation of a GenBank genome assembly. NCBI's taxonomy places the organism in Eukaryota, Viridiplantae, Streptophyta, Magnoliopsida, Fabales, Fabaceae.